Heterobasidion irregulare TC 32-1 is the source of this 2283-nucleotide messenger RNA. RefSeq lists its product as uncharacterized. NCBI's taxonomy places the organism in Eukaryota, Fungi, Basidiomycota, Agaricomycetes, Russulales, Bondarzewiaceae. Gene Ontology annotation, cellular component: nucleolus; TRAMP complex. Gene Ontology annotation, molecular function: mRNA binding; poly(A) RNA polymerase activity. The transcript is spliced from 5 exons. The record is from RefSeq and is a predicted model, not a curated record. Gene Ontology annotation, biological process: RNA 3'-end processing. Bases 1 to 2193 code for a protein of 730 amino acids.
AUGGCAGAAAAAAACAGCACGCCCAGAUCAUCACGACCGCAUUCCAGAGAGGCGACCGGAACCCCAUCGAAACCUGGAACCCCAUCGCAGGAGCCGCGCCGCGUUCGACGGAAAAAGAAGGAGAAGGAGCGAGAGCGGGAGGAGAAGCGCGGCGAACGGGAACGGGAGCGGGGGGAUGACCGGGAUCCGACGGGUGCUGUUGCAGGACCUGGGCCAUCUACACUUAUGAAGGUGAGUAGCUCGGCUGGAGAGAAAAAACGGAAGUCGAGGGCCUCGACACCCCGCAAGGAAGCGUUGGUGAUAGAACCGAAGACGAGCGAAGUGGGCUUUGCGGAAGGAUAUGAUUUUUUGGCCUUUGACGAGGACAGCGGAUUUGAAGAUGGAGUAAAGAAAGGCGAUGAGCGCGAUUCGAGAGACGGGAGAGGGAAGGAGAAGGAUAGGCCAAGCGAGCGGGAAUGGGACAAGGGGAAGGAGCGAAUGCAAGAUUGGGAUCGCGACCGCGACAGGAACCGAGGGGAUGCGAGAAGAAGUAGGAGGGAUGAGUAUGAUAGGAAUGAUGGGUACGCGAACAAGAAACAGCGACUGGACGCUGCGUCAAGGAAGGCACCAUGGAUCGCGGACGUUACCUGGGAAGGAUGCACAAACGUCGCUGAAAUGUUGCAUCGUGAAGUUGAUGCAUUCGUCAAGUAUAUCUCGCCCACCCCGGAAGAGGACGAAAUUCGGUCGCUAAUCGUGACCAUGAUACAGCGAGCAAUCACCAAAAACUUCCCUGAUGCCAAAGUGAUGUCCUUCGGUAGCUUUGAGACCAAGCUGUACUUGCCCCUUGGGGAUAUUGACCUUGUUGUCCUUUCCAAAUCUAUGGCCUAUUCUGACCGCGUCACCGUACUGCACGCUAUGGCCAACACACUGAAACGUGCACACAUCACCGACAAAGUCACUAUCAUCGCGAAGGCUAAGGUCCCUAUCAUCAAAUUCGUGACUUUGCACGGUCGGUUCGCAGUUGACAUUUCUAUCAAUCAAGCCAAUGGUGUCGAGGCUGGCAAAAUGGUCAAUGGGUUCAUUGCAGAAAUGCCUGCUCUACGGAGCCUUGUCAUGAUCAUCAAGGCUUUUUUGAACCAACGAAGCAUGAACGAGGUGUUUUCGGGCGGACUUGGAAGCUACAGCAUCGUUUGCCUGGCCAUCAGUUUUUUGCAGAUGCACCCCAAGAUACGAAGAGGGGAGAUUGAUCCGUCAAAGAAUCUAGGCGUUCUGGUCAUGGAGUUUUUCGAGCUCUACGGAUGCUAUUUCAAUUACACCGAGACGGGCAUCUCGCUUCGAGAUGGAGGCACCUAUUUCAACAAGUCGGAUAGAGGGUGGGCCAGCUACGAGAAGUCUCUUCUCUCGAUAGAAGACCCUGGAGAUCCAUCGAAUGAUAUAUCCAAAGGGUCGUACCAACUGCACCGAGUGCGGCAGACAUUUGCUGGUGCAUUUGGUAUCAUGACCGCUGCAGCGUAUGCUAAGGCUGGAGUGCUCAGUUCUCGCAGAUCGGGUCGCUCGAUUGUCUUGCGUGGUCACACUGAACCGGAGGACAUGAGCAUUCUCUCCAAUGUUCUGGGUGUGACUCAAGAGACAAUCAACCGGCGGCGCCUCAUCCAAGAGCUCUAUGAAAAGAUGACCUUGCAUCGACUUCUAGAUAUCCCUCCGAAAGGCGUCACCGCCCGUGACACGAACGGCGCCUCAUCUUCAACAGGAAAAGGAGAAAAAUCCUCUGGGGUUGAGUCGGUCUGGGCGAAAGCCGACGUGAGUGAUGGCGAACUCGGAAAUAUAUCGCGUCAUAAACCGUAUUCCAAGGAGCGGAAGCGCGAAGCGAUCGAUGUGGAUGUAGGCGAGGAGGAAGAGGGGAGUAGGUAUGAUAUACCUCCGAGAAAACGUCGGCGCUCAGGGACCGCUGCCGAUGCACAUACCGUGUACACGUCUGAUGAUGACGACGAUGACGACGACGAUACCAAGGAGGACAUCGUCGUCCACACAGUGGACGGCAGCAACGAUAGUCUGGCCAAAGAAGACGAAGAGUAUGAUGUGCAUGGCAGUGAGGAGAAGGGGAGUGAUUCGAAGGACGCUGCAAGAGUGAAGGCGAAGGUGAAGAUCGAUAGGAAGCGAGCAUACUGGCUUGCGAAGGGAAUGUCGACUGGGAGGAGUCCCAGUCCGAUAUGAGUGCUGCACGAUGUAAUUGAUGUUUAUUUUAGAUGUAUACCUGUCUCGCCGUCCACACAUUUUGUUGGGGGUAAUUAGCUCCGCCUAUUU